AUGGAUGUCGGUUAUUUUAUGAUCAAUGUGAAAGUUAAGAAGCUCAAAUUGGAGCUGAAAAGCUCAAGUGUAGAAAACAUGACGUUUAUGAGUCUAGCUAUGGGUAGCGUUGAAUUAAUAAUUCAAAACGUCACAACAGACAUACAUAUUAUCAACUCAACCAUGACGGAUCUAUCCCUACCGCUUCGCGGCGAGGCUUUGACUGAAAUUGAACUAAAUGGCACAACUGUCACGAAACUUCCAAAGUUCCUCUACGAACGAGAUCUGGGUAGCAAUAUGGACAUAACGGUAGAUUUAUCUUCCCUUAAAGGGGAAACUGAACUCAGUGGGGAGCAGCUCACCUUGUUGGAAGCAAAUGCUCAGACCCUCUCGACACAGUCUUGGGCACAAGAGUACCAUUCGAAUUGCGAGUCGGUGGAUAUAUUAAGUAUGACGGUUUCCGUUGGAAGCCGCAAGAGGACAGUAUUGUGCGGUUCCAGAAGCUCAUCAGCAACGUCCGCAACUAAAAGCCAUGCUUUCACCAAUAGCGACCGGCCUGAGUUGGGAGAUGCGGGCUCGAAUGAUAAUGUUACCAGCAGUGGCUUGUCCACCGGAGCUCUUGCUGCAAUUAUCGUUGUAGUCGUAGUUAUCGUUGUGACUCUAGGGUUCCUUCUUUUUCGGAUGUACAAAAAGCGGAAGGCGGCCCACUCGAGUUCUCAGAAAAACGAAGCUACGGCGACGUUGAUGAGCAAGAGCGAUGUCGAUAAAGGCUCAUUCAUUUCCAACGAUGUUUUUUUGCGCAACUUCCGGUUGCCCCAGAGUACUGUCGCACUCGUCAAAUCUGUGGGAACGGGCCGUCUUUGGAUGGGCGAGUAUAAUGGCGGGAAAGUGGUUGUGAAGCGCGUGGAGUCGGAGGUGACCGACUCCCACGUGACAAAAGCGCUUAUGGCCCAGGCUAGAACGUUUGCGACUAUUUCGCAUCCGAACAUUACGAAUCUGGUUGGGGUCACUUGGCUGGCUGGCACGGAUUUUGCGGUGGUGACCGAGUUCAUGGGCAAGAGCAACCUGAAGACUGUGCUAACAAACAAGGACGUGGAUCUGGAUGUUCGUACGAAGCUGCAAAUGUGUAAUGAUGUGGCGUUGGCGCUCGCGUAUCUGCAUGAAACCGAGCAAAAUAUGUGUGCAAAACAGUUGUCUAGCCGGAAGGUACUCGUUAACAAGAACAUGGAGUGCAAGCUCAGUCUUUUUGAGUGCGUCCCAAGCUCCGCAAAAACAGGAGGUCCAAGUAGUGCAGUUCAAUAUUCUUAUGGUAUGGGCGAGCUUGUGUGGCUGCCACCCGAGGUGAUCACUCGGUCGUCCCCGAUGAACGCGCGGACAAACAAUAUUUACGCGUUCGGUGUCCUGAUCAGCGAGAUUUUUACACGGGCAUCACCGUACCAGUCGUUAAUCGAGGAAAUGGGUAACACCUUGUCAGACGUCGAGCUGGGAAAGCGUGUCCGGCGUCAGGAUCCGCUAGAACCACACGAGAACCGGCAGGAAUACCUCGCAGCGCCAGCAAUCGUGCGGCAAUUGGUGGAGCAGUGCCUCUCGUACGCACCUUUGAGCCGACCAACUGCGAAGGAAAUCGUUGAUAUUUUGCACCACGCAAAGGAAGAACUAGCAACGGACAGCAUCUAA
Peronospora farinosa is the source of this 1656-nucleotide messenger RNA. Lineage: Eukaryota; Oomycota; Peronosporomycetes; Peronosporales; Peronosporaceae. The record is from the annotation of a GenBank genome assembly.